Messenger RNA from Apaloderma vittatum (bar-tailed trogon), 1330 nucleotides. It is a transcript of the gene SEC22A, whose product is annotated as SEC22 vesicle trafficking protein homolog A (S. cerevisiae). The record is from RefSeq and is a predicted model, not a curated record. Bases 259 to 1185 code for a protein of 308 amino acids. Lineage: Eukaryota; Metazoa; Chordata; Aves; Trogoniformes; Trogonidae. The transcript has 7 exons. Gene Ontology annotation, biological process: endoplasmic reticulum to Golgi vesicle-mediated transport.
UCAGAUAGCUCAACAUGAACUUUAACCAUCAAGAUCAUUUAAAAAGUGAAGAGAACAAUAUUUUUCCUUCUGAGAGCUGGCUACAGGCUUCUGAGUUUCUCCUGCAGCGCUGCCCUCUUCUCUACCUUUGCCUGAAACGGGACAUGGAGCUAUGUUCCUUGCCUCAUGUUAGGUGCUAAUGAAGUUGCUUGCUUCAUCAGAGGAAAUGCAGAUCCAUGAAAUUACAUUUUAUGCAAGUUAUCGUUAACUCUCUUGGCAAUGUCUGUGAUUUUAUCUGCCUCUGUGGUCCGUGUGAGGGAUGGACUCCCACUGUCUGCGUCUACUGAUUACGACCAGAGCACCGGAAUGCAAGAAUGUAGAAAAUAUUUUAAAAUGCUCUCAAAGAAACUUUCUCAGCUCCCUGAUAGAUGUACGCUGAAAACUGGGCAGUAUAAUAUAAACUUCAUAAGUUCUCUAGGAGUAAGCUAUAUGAUGUUGUGCACUGAAAAUUAUCCCAGUGUCCUGGCUUUCUGCUUCCUGGAUGAGCUUCAGAAAGAAUUCAUCACUACCUACAAUAUGAUGAAGACAAAUACUGCUGUCAGGCCAUACUGUUUUAUAGAGUUUGAUAAUUUCAUUCAGAGGACCAAACAGAGAUAUAACAACACACGUUCUUUGUCAACAAAGAUGAAUCUUGCCGACAUGCAGACAGAAAUCAAACUGAGACCACCUUACCAAAUUUCCGUGUCAGAACUUGGUUCAGCUAAUGGGUUCUCACAUUUAUCAGUGGCAGAAUAUAAGGGUACUGGUAAGAUUUCUGCAGCUCCUCAUCAGCGCCUGGAACCUGUGACUCUGCCAGGGAUUGUCUCAUUUGUGCUUAGUCUGUUGUGUGGGGCUUUGAAUUUAAUUCGUGGCUUUCAUGCCAUAGAAAGUCUUCUUCAGAAUGAAGGUGAAGAUUUCAGCUAUGUUAUUGCAUUUUUUCUUGGAACAGCAGCCUGUUUGUACCAGUGUUACCUGUUUGUAUACUACACAGGCUGGAGGAAUGCCAAAUCCUUCCUAACUUUUGGGUUAAUUUGCCUGUGUAACAUGUAUCUGUACGAACUGCGCAACCUGUGGCAGCUCUUCUUCCAUGUGACUGUGGGAGCGUUUUCUACCUUACAAAUUCGGCUGCGACAACCGCAGGGAAAGGCCCCCGAUUACAAUGUCUGACGAGUCCUGGAACACUUAGAGGCAGUCUUGUUCAACAGUUAUUCACUCUCAGGAAUGUAAAGCUAUUCUCCAAUAGAAGAAACUGUCUGGAUGGGGCUUUUUUGUGGUUGUUUUUUUUUUUUUUAAAUAAAACAAUGUAAGAUGC